GUAGUUCAACAACGCCAUCUGUCCCUUUCACUUGCCGCAGGCUUCGCUACUCCGCUCACGUGCUGCUGAAUCCAGCGACUCGGCUGCGAUAUGAAGCUCACGACCUCUCCAAUAUCUAACUUUACGCGAUUAUGAAGUUGCAACCUCGGCGGCUUCUGCCGCUCUUCCUUGUUAUCUUAUUUUCUUCAUUGAUCUACGCGCAACAACAUGCAGAUGAUACGAGAAGGAGUCAGCAGCCUCUUGGCAACCUCAAGUCGACAUCGAGGAACCUCGACCCAGAUAUGCAAACAACACAAGAGAGUGAAAUAUAUCCUGGCGCACCUGCUUUCGCAGAGGCAACCGACAUCCUUCGCAAGAUCAAGUCGUCAGCAAAAAAGCCGUCUAAUUCACCCAGGCUGUCGGGCCCCAUAGACUUGACAUGGCACUAUGCAAAGCAGCUUUUCGUCUUCCUUUUCAUGAACACUCCGCCCGGACAAGAUGGCGUUACGUCGCAACCUCAGAAGAAGCUGAGCAGACCCCUUACCAACGCGGUGAAGUUACUCGAAAAGUCGGCAGAAAUGAAGAAUCCCGAUGCAAUUUUCCUCCUGGCCGAGAUGAAUUUCCACGGAAACUAUUCAUAUCCUCGAAACUAUACAGAAGCGUUCCGGAGAUAUCAAGAGCUGGCCUUUGAGUAUGAGAAUAGCACUGCUCAGCACAUGCUGGGUUUCAUCUACGCUACAGGAAUAGGAGGUGCGGUGAAAUCAGAUCAGGCCCGAGCUCUACUGUACCAUACAUUUGCAGCAGAAGGGGGUGACAUUCGCUCAGAAAUGACUGUUGCAUUUCGCCACCACAGUGGCAUUUCAACCCCGAGGAACUGCGAUACAGCUGUAUACUACUACCAGAAGGUGGCCGACAAAGCAAUUGAAUACUUGCGAUCAGGGCCACCAGGGGGUCAUGUAUUGUACAAAGAUUCAUUUCGCAUCGCAGAUGAGGAAGGUGGCGUCUAUGGUGAAGGCGCCAGUGUUAGCAGCUCCGGACCAAACGCUAGACAAGGAGGACCAAAUUCAGACGCAUAUGCUGCCCUUGAGGAUGUCCUAGACUAUAUCGAGCUGAUGCAUAAAACCGGAGAUGCUAGAGCAACGUUCAAUCUAGCGAAGACGUACUACGACGGUGCCCGCGGCCUCAAGCCUGAUUAUCGAAUGGCCAAACAAUACUUCUACAGUGUAGCUCGGCUCCUAUGGCAAAAAGAUGGGAAAUUGGUUGGUGAUGUGUCUCCACAAGCCGAGAAACUUGCGUCUAAGGCAGCUGGCUACAUUGGGCGGAUGUAUAUGCGUGGCGAAGGAGUUGAGCAAAGAUUUGACAUUGCCCAGACAUGGUUCAAGCGUGGGGUCUCCAAUGGAGAUGCACUGUCUCAAUAUCACAUGGGGCUGAUGUAUCUUCAUGGCUGGGAAGUUCCCCAGGACGCAGUCAAAGCUGCCGAGUAUUUCCUUCCGGCAGCGGACCAAGACCUCGCAUCAGCCCAGGUCAAGCUUGGAGCUCUAUUUCUUGAUCAGGGAGAUGUCGUCACAGCAUCGAAGUAUUUCGAACUUGCCGCUAGAAAUGGCCAUAUCGAAGCCUUCUACUACUUGGGUGAUCUAUCACUUCAAGGCGUUGGUCGUGACAAGAAUUGCGGGAUGGCUGCCGUGUAUUACAAGAUUGUAGCGGAGAAAGCAGAGUCGAUUCAUUCAUCAUUUGAAGAAGCCAACGAAGCAUACGAAGUAGGAGAUCUCCAGACGGCUCUCGUAGGCUAUAUGAUGGCAGCAGAACAAGGCUUUGAGUCCGCGCAGGCCAAUGUUGCCUACCUUCUUGACCGUGCUCAGCAUUGUCGCUCCUGGGAAGAUACCCUCUCCUGGGCUAAGAAGAAAGCAACGAAUCUCACUGACGACGGCCUGGCCCUGAUCUACUGGACCCGGUCCGCAAAGCAACUAAACAUCGACUCCAUGGUCAAGAUGGGCGACUACUACCUCGGGGGCCGCGGCACUCCCCUCGACCGCGAGAAAGCAGCGACGUGCUACCAGACUGCCGCCGAGACAAUGCAGUGCGCGCAAGCGAUGUGGAAUCUCGGCUGGAUGCACGAGAAUGGUAUCGGCGUCGAGCAGGACUUCCACCUUGCAAAGCGCUACUACGAUCUAGCACUUGAAACAAAUCCCCGCGAAGCAUACCUCCCCGUCACACUCGCCCUCUAUAAACUGCGUCUGCGCAGCUGGUGGAAUGAUAUUACUGAUGGCCGCAUCAAAUCCAUCCAGAAUGAGCCAGAAACCCAAAAAGAAGUCUCCUUUUCCGAAUGGCUCCAGAACUUCCUCGACGCAACCGACGCGUGGUAUGACGGCGGCGACGCCGCCUACGAGAAUGAGGUCGAUGACUGGGACGCCCCUGCGACCGACGGCAUGCCUGGUGGCGAAGGCGAAUAUUACGAUGACCUCGACGACGGCAUCCUCGAUACCUUGCUCAUCAUGAGUGUCGUUAUGGCGCUGGGGGCCCUGGUAUAUUGGCGGAAUAGAAGGCAGGCGCAGGGCAUGGAACAGGGGGGCCAUCAUCAGGACGGACACCAACAGCAACAGCAGCAGCAGCAUGCACAGGGCGGAGGGGAUCAUGCAAUGAAUGGUGGUGGUGUUGGUGGUGUUGGUGGUGGGGCCGGUGCAGACGGUGGAGUUGUUGGCGGGCAGCAGCAGCAGCAGGACAGAGGCAUGUUUCCAGACCGCGAUGACCCGAAUUUCAUGGAUUGGGCAGCGGGUGGGAUUGGGCAUUGAGAAGGGGUUUUUUUGGGGUUGUUUCGAGAACAUGACGGGAAAAUUCAAUACCAUUGUUGACGAGCGCAGAGCGAGCGCAUCGUGGGUUUUUAGUAGUAGUUGGGAACAUCACCCCUCCCCAAAGAAUGAAUCGAUAAAACGGAAUCAUAUUUUCAUGUCCG
Messenger RNA from Pseudovirgaria hyperparasitica, 2929 nucleotides. Its product is annotated as HCP-like protein. Gene Ontology annotation, molecular function: protein binding. The record is from RefSeq and is a predicted model, not a curated record. Bases 132 to 2768 code for a protein of 878 amino acids. Gene Ontology annotation, biological process: ERAD pathway. Gene Ontology annotation, cellular component: endoplasmic reticulum membrane. The transcript has 4 exons. Lineage: Eukaryota; Fungi; Ascomycota; Dothideomycetes; Acrospermales; Acrospermaceae.